AUGGCGACCGGAAUGAUACAACGAAACUUCAGGACAGGCGGGAAAGAGCUGUUCCUGUACGCAGUAACAUGAUCCUACCAUCUUGAGGAGACUCGCUAACGGUAGUCCUGCUCAGUCCGAACGUAAUAAUCACUCUCUUGCGAACAGAUCAUCUCGGUCCUAACUACGCCAAAUUCCGCGUCCCGCUACACUUCUCCAAACUCGACCUGCGCGAUUACCUCUGGCACGCCUACAAUGUCGGAACCCUCAACAUCCGCUCCUACGUCAAACUAUCGCGCGUGCAGUCGGGUAAACCGGGCGGUCAAAUGCCUUUGAUCCGGAGAUGGCAUCGUCCACAGUCAACGAAGUACAUGACGGUGGAACUGGUGAGGCCGUUUGUGUGGCCACCGGAGCCGGAGAGUUUUUCGGCAUGGAAUAAGGGUGAGACGGAGCAGAUGAAUAAAACAUCGAAAGACGUGCAGAAACAGCAAGGGCAGGCGGCGAAGACGUAUAUUAACAAGGACAGGGCGGAGAGAAUGAGGGAGCAGGCGAAAGAACUUCUGGAGGGAAAGGUCAGGUGGAAGGCGCCUAUCAAGGGAGCGGAGGGUGUUUGGAUACCGAGAUCGUAG
Messenger RNA from Lecanosticta acicola, 608 nucleotides. The record is from the annotation of a GenBank genome assembly. Lineage: Eukaryota; Fungi; Ascomycota; Dothideomycetes; Mycosphaerellales; Mycosphaerellaceae.